AUGGAUGGUUGGUUGGAUGUUGGUUGGUUGGUGGUUGGUUGGUGGUUGGUUGGUUGGUUGGUUGGAUGGUUGGUUGGUUGGUUGAUUGGUUGGUUGGCUGUUGGGUGGUUGGUUGAUUGGUUGGAUGGAUGGUUGGUUGGUUGGUUGGUUGGUUGGAUGGUUGGUUGGUUGGUUGGUUGGUUGGUUGGUUGGGGGUUGGUUGGUGGUUGGUUGGUUGGUGGUUGGUUGCAGGAGCUGCUGCAGAGCUGUGGGAACCGUGUGCACGUGGUCGACAACAAGCGCUGGGGCGGCGAGCUCGACGGUUACCGAAGCAACCGCCACCAAGUGCGAGCGCUGUUCCAGACCGUGGAGCAGAUGAUGAGCGCUAACACGGGACACUACACCAACAGCCUGUUCCAGCAGCCCCUGGAGGAUCUCCUGUUGAAGGCCUACUGCUACACGGCCGGCGCUCUGCUCAUGGCCUUCUUCGGACGCACCCUCCUGAGCUAA
This is a messenger RNA of Knipowitschia caucasica, 489 nucleotides long. Lineage: Eukaryota; Metazoa; Chordata; Actinopteri; Gobiiformes; Gobiidae. The record is from the annotation of a GenBank genome assembly.